ACUAUUUGCACAAAUAAUCACUAUAGAAAUAGAUGUUCACUUGGACGUAGGAGACGAGAGAGCCGCGCUUGUAGCAUUUGUAUUGAGCUAAAAUCCGGUUGGGAGUUUUCGAUUUGCGUCCCGAAAAAUUCGUCCAAAAGUUGAAAAACUACAGGCUAUUUAUUAUCCACUCACAUCAUCGACAAGCAAGAGAAGGAUUACUUCAAUACGCUCAAUCGAGAAGGAGAGGAAUGAGCUUUACGAGGAAUACUCUUGUUUUACAAAGGACAGGGGUCAAGAGCUGCCUGCGCAGCCAUGCCUCUGGCUUCGUUCAACAACGACGAGGCAUCUCCGUGCACGCCGACAACCUUGCGUCAAUAAUCGCUGCCGCGACAACAGACGCUACCCCCGACGUGAUUGUCAUCGGCGGCGGUCAUGCGGGAUGCGAAGCAGCGGCCGGAGCGGCGCGGACGGGCGCGCGAACGAUGUUGCUCACGCAGUCUAUCGCCGGGAUCGGGACCGCGAGCUGUAACCCAUCCAUCGGCGGAGUCGGCAAGGGAAACAUCGUGCGCGAGAUCGACGCGCUCGGAGGCGUGAUGGGUCGGGUUGCUGAUUUGGGCGGGACGUAUUUCUCGAUUUUGAACGCCACCCGCGGACCUGCGGUGUGGGGACCGCGGUGCCUGAUUGACCGGAAAUUGUACAAGAAGCAUAUGCAGAACGAGAUGUUGAACUAUCCCGGAUUGCAGGUCAAGGAAGGAAGCGUCCGGGAUCUUAUUAUCGAGCACUACGCGCAUGAUUCGAGUACCCCCGGAAGCCGAAAGCACGGCGUCAUUCGUGGCGUCAUCUUGGACAAUGGCGAGGUCAUCCCCACAAAGAAAGUAAUCAUCACCACCGGCACCUUCCUACGCGGCGAGAUCCACAUCGGUCUACACUUCUACCCUGCCGGUCGCAUCAACGAGCCCGCGUCGUUUGGAAUUAGCGAAACGCUGGCCGAAGCGGGCUUUGAGCUUGGUCGCAUGAAAACCGGUACGCCGCCGCGACUGGACGGCAGGACGAUCAAUAAACGCAUUCUGCCGGUUGCGCCUGGAAGCAAGACUCCGCAGCCGUUCAGCUAUAUGCACGAUCGCGUUGCUCUCGAUUACCAGAUUCCGGUGCAUACGACCUGCACGAACGAGACAUCGCACAACAUCAUUCGCGACAAUCUACACACGACAUUGCAUAUCCGCGAGACCGUGCGCGGCCCGCGGUACUGCCCUUCGAUCGAGUCGAAGAUUAUCAGAUUCGCAGACAAGAAGUCGCAUCUGAUCUGGCUCGAGCCGGAAGGGUUCGAUACAGAUAUUGUCUAUCCCGCGGGUUUUAGCGUGACACUGCCUGCGGAUCUGCAGCUUAAAGUCCUGCGCACGAUACUGGGACUCGAGGAUGUCACGAUGACGCAGCCGGGGUACGGAGUUGAGUACGAUUUCGUUGAUCCGCGGCAGCUGAAGCCGACGCUCGAGACAAAGCCUAUCGACGGACUCUACCUGGCCGGACAGAUCAACGGCACGACCGGAUACGAAGAAGCAGCGGGCCAGGGUAUAAUGGCGGGCCUGAACGCCGGGUUUGCAAGCCAAGACCAGGACCCGCUUGUGCUGUCGCGCAGCGAUGCAUAUAUUGGCGUGAUGAUUGACGACCUGAUCACAAAGGGCGUGGAGGAGCCGUAUCGCAUGUUUACUUCGCGCGCGGAGUUUAGGCUGAGCUUGCGCUCAGAUAACGCAGACUCGCGCUUGACGCCUGUGGCAUACGAGCGCGGGAUAGUUUCAGAGGAAAGAUAUGCGCGGGCGAAAAAGUCUAUGGAGCUGGUUGAGCAAGCGAUUGAGUGCUUGAGGAACAACAAGAUGUCGUUGAAGGCGUGGUCAAAUAUUGAGAAUAUCCCUCUAUUCCGUGGUAUUGGUGCACGGACAGGGUUUGAGAUGGUCGAGCAGCACACUGAACUGUGCCGACCAAUGCUGACCGGUCUCGGCUUUGAGAGACUGGAUGAGCUCGAUACAACGACCGUGAAUAAGAUUGCGUUCGAAGCACAGUACUACCACUUAAUUCGGCGCGAGAAUGCAAACAUCAAAGCAUUCAGGGAGAGCGAGGAGAUCAAGCUGCCGUCGGGAAUCGAUUACUCGCAGUUUCCGAUGUGGUUUUCAACAGAGGCAAUCACGGCCCUGAAUAAAGUCCAACCGACAACUCUGGGCCAGGCGAAACGGAUCCAGGGAACCACGCCGGUUGAGAUCAUGCAGCUGAUGCGACUGAGGUAUAAGCUGGCGGCUAUUGCUAAAGAUCAAAUGAGCGAGCAAAAGACUGCUGAGCCUGGAGUCUUCGUCGACGGACCUGCCCUAGGGGCGCAGUUAUGAAAAGUCUUUAUAUAGAAGAGGAGUUUUGCUAGUCUAGCUUGGAUAGAUUCAUUUGUUGGUUUGUAAGAUAGGGCUAUUUUUAUAUAAUACAGUAUAUUCUAAACUAUUUCCUGUCCACCAA
Messenger RNA from Myxozyma melibiosi, 2478 nucleotides. Its product is annotated as glucose inhibited division protein A-domain-containing protein. The transcript has a single exon. Gene Ontology annotation, biological process: mitochondrial tRNA wobble uridine modification; tRNA methylation. The record is from RefSeq and is a predicted model, not a curated record. Lineage: Eukaryota; Fungi; Ascomycota; Lipomycetes; Lipomycetales; Lipomycetaceae. Bases 231 to 2357 code for a protein of 708 amino acids. Gene Ontology annotation, cellular component: mitochondrion; cytosol. Gene Ontology annotation, molecular function: flavin adenine dinucleotide binding.